This is a messenger RNA of Lagenorhynchus albirostris (white-beaked dolphin), 1115 nucleotides long. It is a transcript of the gene KDELR1, whose product is annotated as KDEL endoplasmic reticulum protein retention receptor 1. The transcript has 5 exons. Gene Ontology annotation, molecular function: ER lumen protein retrieval receptor activity. NCBI's taxonomy places the organism in Eukaryota, Metazoa, Chordata, Mammalia, Artiodactyla, Delphinidae. Gene Ontology annotation, cellular component: cis-Golgi network; endoplasmic reticulum; membrane. Gene Ontology annotation, biological process: endoplasmic reticulum to Golgi vesicle-mediated transport; protein retention in ER lumen. The record is from RefSeq and is a predicted model, not a curated record. Bases 186 to 824 code for a protein of 212 amino acids.
CUCUGGCUCGGCCACCAGCUCCGGCCUCGGCGACCCCGCCCAGAGCCCCCUCCCCGGAGCGGAGCCCACCCGAGGGCACCUCUCCCGCCCCCCAGCCCAGCCGCCCGGCCAGAACAGCAGCCCCGGGGGGCAGCCCCCCUUCAGCCUGACUCCCUCCAGCCCAGCCCUGCCAGAUCCCCUCAGCCAUGAAUCUCUUCCGAUUCCUGGGAGACCUCUCCCACCUCCUAGCCAUCAUCUUGCUGCUGCUCAAAAUCUGGAAGUCCCGCUCGUGUGCCGGGAUUUCGGGGAAGAGCCAGGCCCUGUUUGCUGUGGUGUUCACUGCCCGCUACCUGGACCUCUUCACCAACUACAUCUCACUCUACAACACGUGCAUGAAGGUGGUCUACAUCGCCUGUUCUUUCACCACGGUCUGGAUGAUUUACAGCAAGUUCAAAGCCACUUACGAUGGGAACCACGACACGUUCCGAGUGGAGUUCCUUGUUGUCCCCACGGCCAUCCUGGCGUUCUUGGUCAACCAUGACUUUACUCCUCUAGAGAUACUCUGGACCUUCUCCAUCUACCUGGAGUCCGUGGCCAUCCUGCCGCAGCUGUUCAUGGUGAGCAAGACAGGCGAGGCGGAGACCAUCACCAGCCACUACUUGUUUGCGCUGGGGGUCUACCGCACGCUCUAUCUCUUCAACUGGAUCUGGCGCUACCACUUCGAAGGCUUCUUCGACCUCAUCGCCAUCGUGGCAGGCCUGGUCCAGACGGUCCUCUACUGUGAUUUCUUCUACCUCUACAUCACCAAAGUCCUCAAGGGGAAGAAGCUGAGUUUGCCGGCGUAGCCCUGGUCCUCGCCAUCCCUCUCCGGGGCAGCUGCGAGAGGCAGAGGAAGGCGACGAAAGACGAAGAGCCUUCCCAUCCAGGGGAACUUUUUUAAGAACCCACCUCUCGGUACUCCCCAGCCCUGCUCCUGCCAGGUUUCAGGGGGCAGUGGAGGACCCAAGUCUUGGGGCAGCUCAGGACCUGGGCUGUUUGUAGUUUUUUUGCCUUUUAGAGAAGAAAAAAAAAAUCUUUCCACUAUUUAGGUUUUGAUUCUGAUGACUCCUUUCUUUUCUACUCUCUGGCCCCAAUUU